AUGGACAGAAAAGUGGUAGAUAAUAAACUUUAUGGCACCAAAUCGAAGGUCGAAUCGUUGAAUCUGGUCUUUCUGGGCUACAUGAACGCCGACUGCACUUACCUUACCAAACAGGCUGGAGAGCAACUGCGUUUGAGAACAGACGAUCAGUAUGCAUGGCACAUUACAGGUGAUAUGGACACGACUGUAUCGGACACAAGCUGUGCCUACGACAGGUUUGUUGUUCUUCUGUGA
Echinococcus granulosus is the source of this 234-nucleotide messenger RNA. RefSeq names its product Deoxyribonuclease gamma. The transcript is spliced from 2 exons. The record is from RefSeq and is a predicted model, not a curated record. Gene Ontology annotation, biological process: DNA catabolic process. Gene Ontology annotation, cellular component: nucleus. Bases 1 to 234 code for a protein of 77 amino acids. Lineage: Eukaryota; Metazoa; Platyhelminthes; Cestoda; Cyclophyllidea; Taeniidae. Gene Ontology annotation, molecular function: DNA nuclease activity.